AUGGUUGCCAACCACCCCACCCGCCUUGCAAAUGUGACAAGUCUGCGCAGAGCAGCACCAGGAAUGGCGGUCAGUCCUGCCCAGAUGGGGCAGUUGGCGCAGCUGUUGACGCAGACGGUGGCAGGAAACAUGCAGGCCAUGAAAGCUGCUGAACAACAGCUGCGAUCGGCCGAAGUGCAGCCUGGGUUUGGAUUGGUUCUUCUAGAGCUCCUGCGUUCUGGCAGUGUGGAAGCGGCUGCUAGGCAAGCCGGAGCGAUUUAUUUCAAGAACUAUAUUCGGCGACAGUGGUGCGUCGAAGGUGCUGGUGGCAUUUCAGCUUCCGACAGACAAGCCAUCAAGCAGCAUAUCCUUUCACUUAUGCUUCAAGCACCGAAACAGGUGCAGGUCCAGUUGUCUGCUGGUUUGGAAGAGAUUUCCAUCACUGACUACCCUGCAGAGUGGCAGUCGCUGUUGCCGGAGAUUGUGCAGCACCUGAAAACAUCGCAGGACAUGUCCGUUCUGAAGGGAACGAUGCAGACAGCACACACUGUGUUUCUCAAGUUUCGAGCACAGGCAAGAUCUGAAGAUCUACUCCGGGAAGUCAAGUACACUGUGGAGGGCUUUCAAGAGACCCACCUUGCAGUUUUCACGGCAACCUGCAGGCAAGUUCUUGCAGGUGGUUUAGCGGCCGAUCAGCUGAUUGCUCAUUUUGAGCUCCUUUUAGCCACCAUCGGUGCGUUCUUCUCGCUGAACGUGAUAGACCUCCCUGAGUUCUUUGAGGAUCACAGGGAGGACUACUUCCGAGGUUUUCUGGAGCUGCUGAAGUUUCAGCAUGAGGCCGUGGCUGGGAAAGAGCAGCAGGGGCUCCUUGAGCAGGUGAAAGGCGCCAUUUGUGAGUGUCUCGUGCUCUACGCUGAUAAAUAUCAGGAGGAGUUUAUGCCCUUCUUGCUCCCUUGUGUCAAGGAGGUCUGGAGUCUACUCGUGGGUCUAGACCAGCAGGAGAAGAACGAUCAGUUGGUGGCCAAGGGAAUCCAGUUUCUGUCGUCUACCGCGGCAACUCACUGGCCUCAGUCUCCAUUUGAGGACCCAAAUGUCUUGUCCGGCAUCUGUGAGAAGGUUGUGUUUCCAAACGUUCUGCUUCGAGACUCAGAUGUCGAGCUUUUUGAAGACAAUCCGCUAGAGUAUGUGCGCCGGGACAUGGAAGCAGCUGACCAGGAGACCAGGAGACGAAGUUCCAUGGACUUGGUCAAGGCCAUGGGCCGGCUCAAUGAAGCGAAGGUGACCGAAAUCCUGAUCGGCUACGUGAAAGCGCUGAUGUCCAAGGCUGCUUCGGCUGGUGCCGGAGAAGCAGAGCGCUUCAAGGAUGCUUGCAUUUUCCUCUGCAUAGCCAUGGCGGUGCGGGAGCAGACCCACAGAGAAGGCGUCACGGUGACUAACCAGAACGUCAAUGUGCUUGACUUUUUCACAUCCUUGGUGGCGCCAGAGCUGACCGCGGAGCCUUUGUCCCAGCGACCCGUUCUGCGAGCUUCCUGCUUGAAGUUUGUGACCGUCUUUAGGAAUCAGCUCCCUAGAGAACAAGUCGGCCAAGUCUUACCUGCUAUUUGCAGCCACAUCACCUCUGAAAGUGCAGUGGUGCAUACCUACGCGGCAAUCUGCAUAGAGAAGCUCUUGAGGGUAAGGGAUGCGACGCCGCAGCUCGAGCCUCUGCUCCUUCAAUCUACUGUUGAAGCAUUGCUGCCAGAAGUAUACACAAAGUGGGUGCAUGCUUCUGUGGAUGUAAUGGGCCUGAAGCGGGUGCUGGCUUCUGAUGCUACGCACGAAGAUAGUCAGCAAGGACGUGCGCUUCGCCACAAGAUGCUCGACGAGAACCCCAUCACUGCAUUUGACUCUACACUGAAGCCGCCUCCGCCUGCGAAGAAUCCGAUGCAGGUGGUUGUCUUGAUGCGUCAUGGAGACCGCACGCCUGUUCGUGACAAGUUCGGCCAGCUCGACGUUUCACAUCUUAGUCCCAAGUGGGCGGCUCUGCUCCCAGCGGCUCACGAGCUCCUUGACAUCAGCAGAGUCAGCGUGGAAAGAUCCAGCGGCAGUGGGAAGAAUGCGUAUGCACAGUUUGUGGGAGAUGGCAACCUCGGCCAGCUGACAAGGCUUGGAUUUCAGCAGUGCCGCAGUGCCGGAGCCGAGCUGCGAAGACGCUAUGGCGACUUCCAUAUCCGGGCUUUCAGUACUGACUUUCCGCGCACAAUCCAAUCAGCUGCUUGUGUGCUACUCGGUUUUGGAUGUGCUUCUCCUGAAGACUCAACACAAAGAACAUCGGAGACACCGUCUGUUGCAAGAAUCCAAGUGCGUGCGCCAGCAGAGCAGACACUGCUGCCCAACUAUGAUGGCCGCUCACGCCAGUUCGCGGAAGGUAUGGACUGGGACCUUGUUCACCUUGUGGAGCAGUAUCAAGCUUCGCGGGAGGCUGCUGUGUACUCCAACUGUGAGCUCUUGCGCCUGGGCGCUGGGCGUCUGCUGCAGGAGGUCAUCGACAUCCUGCGUUCUCCUGGUCAUGGGAUCACCUUGUUGAUGGCGCACGACAACAUGCUGACAGCCUUUCUCAUCGCCUUGGGAGUUUAUGCCUCGCAGGUGGUGUUGCUCGGCUCCAAGUGCAUCGGACGCGGAAGCUGGGAGAAAACAGCGACUUUUGCAGAAGUGUGCUGGCAUGGUAUAGACCCCAGACAGUGCAGGACAACUCAAAAAACUACCCCGAGCAUCGUUGAAGGUCCAUUGUCCAGGGAUCAUUGA
This is a messenger RNA of Symbiodinium sp. CCMP2592, 2763 nucleotides long. Lineage: Eukaryota; Dinophyceae; Suessiales; Symbiodiniaceae. The record is from the annotation of a GenBank genome assembly.